Messenger RNA from Rangifer tarandus platyrhynchus (Svalbard reindeer), 1006 nucleotides. Lineage: Eukaryota; Metazoa; Chordata; Mammalia; Artiodactyla; Cervidae. The record is from the annotation of a GenBank genome assembly.
AUGGCGGCGACACGGGUGCUGCUACUCCUCUCCGGGCGCCCGGAGUCGGUGAGCUUCGCGCAGAGUGUGUGCGGCCUCCUGGGCGGGUCGGGGCUCGGGCCGUGGCCCACGCACUGCGGCCUGAAGCGCGGACAACUGGUCCUCUCGGACAAGCCUUUCCCAGGCGCGUCGGCCAGGCUUCCGCUCCAGCGACCCCCUUUCUGCCCUUUUGCGGCCCUGGACCAACAGCCCAGGGCUCCGGGGGUCGAGCUGCCCCCGAAUGGUCGAGGUGUGGAUCUGGGUGUGGCGGUCAUUCUGCAGUCCAGCGAUCAGACUGUUUUGUUGACGCGAAGGACAAGCACCCUCAAAGUUUCGCCCAACCUCUGGGUACCGCCAGGUGGGCAUGUGGAACCUGAUGAAGAGCUGCUGGAUGGGGGGCUUCGAGAGCUUUGGGAGGAAAGUGGACUCCAGCUGCCCCAGGGCCAGUUCUCCUGGGUCCCUCUGGGGUUAUGGGAGUCUGCCUACCCCCCUAAGCUGAGCUGGGGUCUCCCCAAAUACCAUCACAUCGUUCUCUACCUACUUGUCAUCUCCCAGGAGUCACAGCAGCAGCUCCAGGCCCGGAUUCAACCAAAUGCAGGAGAGGUGAGUGCCUUCAUGUGGCUGGGACCAGACAUAGCAGCUGCAGUGGCUGCCACAGAGGAUGGGACGGAGACCCUCAAACAUCUUCCCCAGGACCUACCAUCUUCUGUCCCUGCAGUGGAACUAGCAGAGAAUGGAGGAGCCCGCCCUCUGGCCUUGCCCACAUCUACCCUGCUGCGGACAACACCAGCCACGGCAGACCGAAGAGAGAGGGUCAGCUCUGGGACCAAGUUUGCCCUCACGCUCUGGCUGCAACAUCUGGGCAGUGUAACACCCCUACCACGAGGAAGUGGAGCUCACUUGGACCCAGGGCCAGCAAGGGAAGAACAGAGCAUGGACCUCCCUCCCCACCUCCCCACACCAGGGAUCUGGAAAGCCAAGUGCUUAA